AUGAUUGACACCGGUAGCGGGGGGGCCCUGGGGCGGGGAGGGGGGGGGGGGGGGGGGGGGGGGGGGGGGCGGGGGGGGGGGGGGGGGGGUGGCUGGGGGGGGGGGGGGGGGGGGGGGGGUGGGGAGGCCUUCGCUGCUGGCGGCAUCCUGCAUCCACUGAAGUGUUUGUGUGCAGCCGUCUAUCGUUCACCCAAGCGGGUUGGCUGUGGAAUCAAGUGGCACCUCAGCGCACUUAACAGCAGUGGCGCUUUCCUCUUUGCAGAUCCAACACGUGGUUUCCUUUGCAUCUCCGACGAAGCCCAGAGUUCCACAGCGCUUCCCGCGACCUGA
Molecule: messenger RNA, 330 nt
Organism: Dicrocoelium dendriticum
Lineage: Eukaryota; Metazoa; Platyhelminthes; Trematoda; Plagiorchiida; Dicrocoeliidae
Source: the annotation of a GenBank genome assembly